Molecule: messenger RNA, 1858 nt
Organism: Fusarium vanettenii 77-13-4
Lineage: Eukaryota; Fungi; Ascomycota; Sordariomycetes; Hypocreales; Nectriaceae
Exons: 7
Coding region: 1-1104 (367 amino acids)
Biological process (GO): cytoplasmic translation
Cellular component (GO): cytoplasm
Molecular function (GO): GTP binding; GTPase activity
Source: RefSeq, a predicted model, not a curated record
AUGGCUACCACAGUGGACAAGAUCAAAGAGAUUGAGGCCGAAAUGGCCAGGACCCAGAAGAACAAGGCGACGUCGUUUCAUCUGGGUCAGCUCAAGGCCAAGUUGGCCAAACUCAAGCGCGAGCUGUUGACCCCCAGUGGCGGAGGCGGUGGAGGCGGCGCUGGAUUCGAUGUGGCCAGGACAGGUGUCGCCAGUAUCGGCUUCAUUGGGUUCCCCUCUGUGGGAAAGAGUACGCUCAUGAGUCGACUGACGGGCCAACACUCGGAGGCGGCCGCGUACGAGUUCACCACCCUGACAUCGGUGCCCGGACAGGUCGUCUAUAACGGCGCCCCCUUGCAGAUUAUCGACCUUCCCGGAAUUAUCGAGGGUGCCAAGGACGGUCGAGGUCGAGGUCGCCAGGUCAUCGCCGUCGCCAAGACGUGCCAUUUGAUCUUCAUUGUGCUCGACGUGAACAAGCCCCUGACGGACAAGCGGGUGAUCGAGUCGGAGCUCGAGGGCUUCGGAAUUCGCAUCAACAAGGAGCCACCAAACAUCACCUUCAGGAAGAAGGACAAGGGUGGCCUCAAUAUCACGAGCACCGUGCCCCUGACCCAUAUCGAUCAUGGCGAGAUCAAGGCUGUCAUGAGCGAAUACCGGAUCAACUCUGCAGACAUUACUAUCCGAUGUGACGCCACCGUCGAUGACCUGAUCGACGUUCUCGAGGCCAAGAGUCGAAGUUACAUUCCCGUGGUCUACUGCCUCAACAAGAUCGACUCGAUCAGCAUCGAGGAGCUUGAUCUGCUGUAUCGAAUCCCCAACGCCGUACCCAUCAGCUCCGAGCACGGGUGGAACAUUGACGAGCUGAUGGAGGCCAUGUGGGACAAACUCAACCUUGUUCGGGUGUACACGAAGCCCAAGGGCAAGCAGCCCGAUUACUCGCAGCCCGUUGUUCUCCGAUCCACGCGCUGCACGGUUGAAGACUUUUGUAACGCUAUCCACCGAAGCAUUACGGAAGUUUUCAAAACGGCCAUCGUGUACGGCAAGUCUGUCAAGCAUCAGCCGCAGCGAGUCGGGCUGGGACAUGAGCUGUGUGACGAAGAUGUUGUGACUAUUGUUAAACGAUGAAGAAAACCUUGCGGAGAUGAAGGGGGGCUUCCCCACGGGAACGUCAGAGGCUUCGUGAGCCGGGCAACUUGGACCGCCGCGCUGCAAUCGAUGUGUAGCCAGAGACCAUGCCCGACCACCCACCAGGUUUGGAGCAGCGGGUUGAUUUGGGCUUGACUCGAGUGGCUGAGGGGAACAGAGAGGGGGGAACCACGCGGGUAACGGCAUGGAAUGACGGUUACAACAUGGUCAAUAAGGACAGGGCUGACGCUGCGCUGCACUGCACUGGAUGCGCGGCUACGAGCACGUCUGGCUGGUGCGAAGUCUCGACUUGGGCUCGACCAGGCACGAUAAUGAUCGGCACAAUAGUUUCCGGGGGGAAGACGAGGUGGCGUGCGCACUCGCAGGGCAAGCUGAUGGGGCUGCACCAGGGGAGAUGAAAGAGAGAGAACCAAGUGUUAAUCGGCAGGCGACGAUGAACAAGGGACGCGACAAGAUUAAGAUGAAGAUGGAGACGGAGACGGGGAUUGUUCAGCAGAGAUAUCUCCGGGAUGGUUACCGGAUGGAGCAAGGCAGGCAAGGCAAGGCAGAGCAAAGCAAGUUCGGCGAAGCAAAGCACUUGCGGCGCGCACAUCAAUCAGCAAGAGAAGAGGCAGCCGCGGCAGUUCAUAGUUGACUGUUUGGAGGAUUGCACCACUCGGAACCGCUCUUGGGCAAUUCCGAACAGUCAGUCCAUCCAUCAACAAAAGAGAGAGACACAUUUCCCAGCAGCAAC